Molecule: messenger RNA, 1650 nt
Organism: Brienomyrus brachyistius
Lineage: Eukaryota; Metazoa; Chordata; Actinopteri; Osteoglossiformes; Mormyridae
Product: transcription factor Spi-B
Exons: 6
Coding region: 216-980 (254 amino acids)
Biological process (GO): cell differentiation; regulation of transcription by RNA polymerase II
Cellular component (GO): nucleus
Molecular function (GO): DNA-binding transcription factor activity, RNA polymerase II-specific; sequence-specific DNA binding
Source: RefSeq, a predicted model, not a curated record
UGAAGUGAGCUUCCUGCCGUGGAUUAGUACGUGUCUUGUCUGACCGUGGCCAUCAGAAUCCUGCAGUGAAUCCGCCUCUCUCUGAACCUCUGUCCUCGUACCUGGAUCUCUGGGGUCUAAUCUGGGCCCUCACAGGAGCCUGAGGUGUCUUCCCCGUUCCCGUCGCUGAGACUGCACCUUCGCCUUCUGACCUCCUCCAAAUCGAGUUCCUCGCCAUGCUGGCAACACUGGAGACAGUGCGGUACCUCCAGGACUUUGGUUCCCGGACCUGGGGGGACCCCCCCCAGGCCGAGGUGGACCUGGACGUCAUUGAAGAGUACCUCCAGGAGCACUCAGCGGAGGUUCAGCAAGGCGCCAGUGUCCAGUGUGGAGAUAAAGAGGAGUCCAGCAUUGUAGAGAACAGCUGGUCGGGGCGCUUUGCCUACGAGUGGCACUAUCAUACCCCAGUUCCUGAUAAGAGUGAUGCCUGGGAUGCGUCCGCUCACUGGAUUCGAGCCUCUGCUUCUCAGCCGGGCCAGUGCCAAUUCAUCUAUGAUGCCAAUCCUGGCAGCGACUCCGACUCCCAGUCCACCAGCUCUGGUUGCCACGACUACCCCCCGUCGCCCCAUGUGGAGAGACGAGGGAAGAAGACCUGCAAUGCUCCCCCGCUUACGUCCAUCACAGGUCGGAAGAAAGAACGUCUCUUCCAGUUUCUCUACGAGAUGCUGCAGAACCCAGAGAUGCGCAGUUGCAUCUGGUGGGUCCAGUCGGGCAACGGAACCUUCCAGUUCUCCUCCCAGAACAAGGAGCGUCUGGCCGAGAUGUGGGGCCGGCGCAAGGGCAACCGCAAGACCAUGACCUACCAGAAGAUGGCGCGUGCACUCCGCAACUACUCCCGUACCGGGGAGAUCUGCAAGGUCAAGAGGAAGCUCACCUACAAGUUCACCGAGGACACCCUCAGGGGACUCCGCAUGGACGGGAAUAAGGCCGUGGUGGCUUAGCGCAGAUCAGGAAUCACAACUCGAAAAUAGUAUGCCGCAAAUACUGUAUUUGUGUGUCAGUAAGUCUGUGAGGCCGUUAGACGCGGCACCCUUGCAGAGCGCCAGUCAGAAGCAAAAAAGUUUCAAUCCUAGAAUGAACAGGGGUUGCCCUGAUGCACAGAUUCAUAAAUCAACCUCUGGCCCAGCAGACGGACAGAGAGGGAUGCGAGGUGCCUUCGAGAAUAUCUAUAAAUCUCAGGAUUGUCAGUUCAGAACUACUUUAUAAGUAGACCUUUUGUUUAUGUCGAAAGUAUUGCAUUUCAGGUGAAGAAAAUGUACAGCUUGUAUAAUAUUCCUUUGUCUUGUUUUCACACAGUAUGCCGAUGUUUGUUGAUAUCCCACUGUUUCCUGGGAAUAUUUUUAAUACAUUUUUAUAAGAAAAACACGGUUCCCUUUAUUUCUUGUGAUAAUUUAACUACAUCACUCGGUUUCUUCGAACAUCAUACAAAACCUAUAAAGCUUUAAUCGAGAGGGCAAAAUAAUGCAGUAGUACACUCUUACUUAAUGUUUUAAUUAACCAGAAACCAUUAAAUACGUGCUGACCCCACGUUCAUUUAUCAUUAAUCAGUCGUGUGUUCCAUGUAGUGACUGCAUUGCUUCAUGAUUUGUACUUAGUUACUCGUGCCCCCUC